Messenger RNA from Drosophila grimshawi, 1397 nucleotides. RefSeq lists its product as uncharacterized. The transcript is spliced from 2 exons. The record is from RefSeq and is a predicted model, not a curated record. Bases 117 to 1343 code for a protein of 408 amino acids. NCBI's taxonomy places the organism in Eukaryota, Metazoa, Arthropoda, Insecta, Diptera, Drosophilidae.
AUACUCUUUCUCUAAGACGACACUCGUGAAACUAAAUUAUUCGUUUUCUACAAAAGUGGCUAGAAACUUUCUUUAUUAAUCUGGCGUGGGCAUAAAUAAUACGAUAAUAACUAAUAAUGGACUAUUCUCUGAAUGAAAAACCACUAAAAUUGAAUCCUCCACUAUUUGUACCUUGUGAUUUGGAUGAGUUUCGUGACCCUAACAAAGAACAUUCCGAUGCAGCAUCAGAAGCCUGUGAUGCAUUAGAUAAACUGAGUGCACAGGAUGAGAUCAGUGUGUCGAGUAUUAUCUCGGCAUUGCUGCGACCCAUCGAACCGUUAGAUGAUCAGUAUAAACAAUGUGAUUGGGGCAUCGAUCCGAAGAGCUUUCUGCCCGUCAAACAGGCCGUCAUAUUCAAGGAGCAGUUGUUCAUCUCGAAGCUGCGCAACACGAAAUGUAAGCUGAGCGAGAAUAUCAAGAUUUUCUUUGAGCGCGAGCUGCAACAGAUCGGCAAAUUUUGCAUGAACGUGGAGGAGGCCUUCGAUGGGUAUGUGGUCUACAGCAGCAGCAAGAUGAAGAAGGACAAGGGCAUAACCGAGUGCGGACACCAGCUGAAGGGCAAGUACGACGAUCACUUUCAGCUGAUCUGUGAGAAACGUUCCGAAUUCGAUCGCAUCGAUCAUGGGCACUUGGAGAAAACGCUCGAAGUGCGAAACCAUGCGGAUCUCCACCUGACGGCUAUACGCGAAACAAAAAUCAAUGAGGAGAUACAGAAGUUCAAGGCCACCAUUGAUAUCAAGGAUCGGGAUCAUACCUUCGUUCUGGACGGUGGCAUUCAACUCCUCAUGCGUCAUCUCAUCUGUCAUAAUUUUGUUGGCAAUUUCGAGUACUACACGAUGAACUUGUAUGGUCGUGUCCUACGCUGCAAUCUACUGGUGCACAAAGACCGCAAACUGGUGCGCAUCUUCUAUCGCACGUACAAGAAUACCGUUCACAUCAUCACACAGCAGUGCUUCAACGAUGAGCUGCAGGAUGUGGCCGAGACCUUUAUGACGCCCGAGGGACGCAUUGUGCUGCACUUCUGGCGCGGCUACAACUAUCUGCUGCACGCCGUCUGUGCCCCGCCCAAGAAGAAGGAGACAAUCGUGCCCAAGCUGGAGCUGAUGUGGCGACAGAAUGUCAGUCUCACCCGAAAAUUCCAUGAUCUCAAGUCCCUGAACUAUGAGAAUACAACAAACUUUCUCAAAUCCAAUUCCGAAUUAGCAGAUUUCAUGCAGGAUUACGUGAUAAAUGUUCUGCGCUAUAAGCCCACAAAUGUACUCGAGUUCUCCAUUAUGUUUUUUCAAAAUAUGUCAGCCACCUAGAUUAUAAUGUAAUAGUAUCGAAAUAGUAAAUACCUAGCUAAGCCGUAUAUUACA